GCUGCUAUGGGUACAUUGGAUGCUAUCAUUGAUACUGUAUCUGCAACUCAUCCUUUGUUGCCAUUGAUUGGCCUGUUGAAGUCACAUGGAAUACUCGUCUUGGUGGGUGCACCGGAGAAGCCACCUAAGCUUCUAGUCUUUCCCUUUCUCGUGGUAGAGAUUGAGCUUAUUUCAAUGGACUAUGUCAACACUGCAAUGGAGCGGCUCAUAAAGGCUGAUGUUAGAUAUCGUUUUGUCAUAGACAUUGGGAACACAUUGAAGAAUUGA
Molecule: messenger RNA, 267 nt
Organism: Thlaspi arvense
Lineage: Eukaryota; Viridiplantae; Streptophyta; Magnoliopsida; Brassicales; Brassicaceae
Source: the annotation of a GenBank genome assembly